CAAUGGAGUCUUUCUCUUCUAAGACAAAUUCAACUGACCUACCCUCACAGCCCUGGGAUGAACCCCAAGUAAUUCUCUCCAUGGUCAUUCUCAGUUUCACUUUCCUACUGGGAUUGCCAGGCAACGGGCUGGUGCUGUGGGUGGCUGGCCUAAGGAUGCAACGGACAGUGAACACAGUUUGGUUUCUCCAUCUCACCUUGGCUGACUUUCUCUGCUGCCUCUCCCUGCCCUUCUCCCUGAUUCACUUGGCUCUCCAAGGACAUUGGCCCUACGGCUGGUUCCUGUGCAAGCUCAUCCCCUCCGUCAUCAUCCUCAACAUGUUUGCCAGCGUCUUGCUGCUGACUGCCAUUAGCCUGGACCGCUGUCUUUUGGUACUCAAGCCGAUCUGGUGCCAGAAUCAUCGGAACGUGGGGACAGCCUUCACUAUCUGUGGAUGCAUCUGGGUGGUGGCUUUUGUAAUGUGCAUACCUGUGUUUGUAUACCGGGAAACAUUCACUAUAGACAACCAUAGUAUGUGUGGCUACAAUUUUGAUCUCUACGGCUCAUUAGAUUAUCCAGAUUUCACCUUUGAUCUACUGGAAAACGGGUCUCUUGACAACGCCAUUGUUGAGCUGCCCGAAGACAUGGAUGAUAGGUUAGAGUCUUUCUUUCUACAAACAAAUGAUCGUCCUUGGACAGCCGCCACUGGCCUCCGUUCUCAAAUAUUUCAGAAAACUUCUGGAGAUCCACUCCCUACGGAUUCAGCUGGAUUAUCUGUUCAACAACCAUAUUAUAAUGUAUUUAAACCUGUUCAUGAGGUCUCAGCUACAGUCCCCAGUGACUUUCUCAUUGAAGAUCACAGAACUAACCCACUGGAGAACUCUGAUGCUUUUCUCCCUGCUGAUUUCGAGCAUUUCUCUAGUGCCUCCAGAAAUUCCUCAAACACAUCUACGCUAUCAGAAGCUUUCCAGAGUGAUGAUUUAAGCCAAUUUGCGUAUGACUAUCCAGUGCCAAAACCCCAGGUAGCAAUAACCAUCACUAGGCUCGUGCUGGGUUUCCUGCUUCCCCUCCUCAUCAUGGUGAACUGUUACAGCCUCAUUAUCUUCCGAAUGCGUCGGAGCCGCUUCACCAAGUCUCGGAAGAAAACCUUGAGAGUGGCUAUGGUGGUGGUGACUGUCUUCCUGGUCUGCUGGGCUCCGUACCACAUUGUUGGAGUCCUCUUAUUGUUUAUUGACCCAGAAACUCCCUUUGGGGAAGCUCUGUUGUCCUGGGACCAUGUGUCUCUUGCUCUAGCAUCUGCCAAUAGUUGCUGCAAUCCCUUCCUCUAUGCCCUCCUGGGCAAAGAUUUUAGGAAAAAAGCAAGACAGUCCAUGCAGGGAAUUCUGGAGGCAGCUUUCAGUGAGGACUUGACACACUCUACCAGCUGCCCCCAAAACAAAGUCUCUUUGGAAAAAAACAGUAUCAGUACAGUUGUGUGAAAAUACAGAGCAGUUGAUCCAAGCAGAGGUUCUUAGGCAUUCACCCAGUGCAUCAUGUUUCUAAAAAGGCAAGAGAGAUGGGGAGCAGGUGAUUUCAGAAACCGUCAAAGAAUCAAGACGUUUAAUCCAGAGAGUCUUAAAGUGUGGUCCCAGGCUAGUGGCAUCAGUAUCACCUGGAAAGUUGAUAGAAACACAAAUUCUCCAGCCCCACCCCAAACC
Messenger RNA from Hippopotamus amphibius kiboko, 1676 nucleotides. RefSeq names its product complement C3a receptor 1 (gene C3AR1). Gene Ontology annotation, molecular function: complement component C3a receptor activity; G protein-coupled receptor activity; complement component C5a receptor activity. Gene Ontology annotation, cellular component: plasma membrane. Bases 3 to 1457 code for a protein of 484 amino acids. The record is from RefSeq and is a predicted model, not a curated record. NCBI's taxonomy places the organism in Eukaryota, Metazoa, Chordata, Mammalia, Artiodactyla, Hippopotamidae. Gene Ontology annotation, biological process: complement receptor mediated signaling pathway; chemotaxis; inflammatory response. The transcript has a single exon.